AUUUCCGGCUGUCUGUCAAAGUAGCUGUCAAACACGAGCGCGAGGGGUUGUGCUCCCGCUGCUCCGUCAUUCAGGAAGUCCAGACCAACUGACAGCAAAGUCACAUCGACAUCUCAAGACUCGGACUAAAACAAUUCUGAAGUGUUUUUCAACCACAACGACUUUUGCAAAAGGUGAGUAUAUUAUUCCAGCCAUGGGGAAAGUCGACAAGAAGUCUACACUGCACUGAAUCUAAGAAGGUAGACAAAGAAGGAGACAGGUUAUUUGGACAGCGUCUUCACACAUUUUCACAGCUGGCCAAUGCCGGGCCCGUCGUGGACAUCUGGUGGAGGCAGAAGCAGCAGCAACAGCAGUGUGUAUGUGAGCAAGGUACCUGAGGCCUAGCCCAUGUCCAGCUCAUAAUGCCGUCGUCCACACGGAAAGGGGUGCCGAAGGACCCCGAGCUGGCCGACCUCUUUUUUAAAGAUGACCCUGAGGACGUCUUCUGUGACCUGCAUGAGAUCGGACAUGGCAGCUUUGGGGCCGUCUACUUUGCACGUAACUCCUACUCCAACGAGGUGGUGGCCAUCAAAAAGAUGUCCUAUAAUGGCAAGCAGACUGCAGAGAAGUGGCAGGAUAUCAUAAAGGAGGUCAAGUUUUUGGGACAGCUGCGACACCCAAACACAAUUGAGUACAAAGGAUGCUACUUGAAAGACAACACUGCCUGGCUGGUGAUGGAGUACUGCCUGGGCUCUGCAUCAGAUUUACUAGAGGUUCAUAAGAAGCCGCUCCAAGAGUUGGAAAUUGCUGCCAUUACCCACGGUGCCUUGUUAGGACUGGCUUAUCUACAUUCCCAUAAUAUGAUUCACAGAGAUGUGAAAGCUGGUAACAUCCUGCUGACUGAGCUGGGUCAGGUCAAACUGGCCGACUUUGGCUCUGCCUCCAUUGCCUCACCUGCCAACUCCUUUGUGGGAACACCUUAUUGGAUGGCCCCAGAAGUGAUCCUAGCCAUGGACGAGGGCCAGUACGAGGGGAAAGUUGAUAUCUGGUCCCUGGGGAUCACAUGUAUUGAACUGGCGGAGCGCAAACCGCCCUUGUUCAACAUGAAUGCCAUGAGUGCCUUAUAUCACAUCGCACAGAACGACUCUCCCACGCUACAGUCCAAUGAGUGGACUGACCCCUUCCGGAGCUUUGUCGACUACUGCCUACUGAAAAUUCCUCAGGACAGACCUUCGUCAGGGGAGCUUCUACGACAUGAUUUUGUGCGAAGGGAACGAUCGCCGCGCAUUCUCAUCGACCUCAUCCAGAGGACCAAGGAUGCGGUGCGUGAGCUGGACAAUCUGCAGUACCGCAAGAUGAAGAAGAUCCUCUACCAGGAGAAACACAAUGGGCCCAUGGGAGAGAGCCAAGAGGAGGAGGAGGACAGUGAGGCAGCCAGCUGUAAGAUGAACAGCCUGGGCAGCAACCACUCCAUCCCCAGCACCUCUGUCAGCACAGGCAGCCAGAGCAGUAGCGUGAACAGCAUGCAAGAGGUGCUGGAAGACAGCUGCUCCGACAUGAUGCACCCACAGGACUACAGCAGCACCCUGGAGUCCUCUCCACACGCCAAGAAGGACCCUCAGUACAACUGGGAUGAUGGGAUCCAUAGGGAUCUAAGGUCUGGGCUGAGGCCGGCUUCCUCCGACAAGAGCAGCCAGGCCCAAAACUACAAGAACCAGGGACGCUUUGCCACAAUAAAAUCAGCCUCACUGGUGACCAAGCAGAUCCACGAGCAUGAGCAGGAAAAUGAGCUGCGGGAGCAGAUGUCGGGCUACAAGCGCAUGCGGCGGCAGCACCAGAAGCAGCUGAUUGCCCUGGAGAACAAGCUGAAGGCCGAGAUGGACGAGCACCGGCUAAAGCUGCAGAAGGAGGUGGAGACGCAAGCCAACAAUGCCUACAUCGAGCUGGAGAAGCUGGCCAAACGCCAUGCGGGGCACACCGAGAAGGAGAUGAAGACAGCGUUGACAGAUGAGAAGAAGUUCCAGCAGCAGAUCGUGACCCAGCAGAAGAAGGAGCUGACCACCUUCCUGGAUAACCAAAAGAAACAGUACAAACUCUGCAAGGAGAAGAUUAAGGAGGAGAUGAACGAGGACCAUAGCACACCCAAGAAGGAGAAGCAGGAGCGUCUGUCCAAGCACAAGGAGAACAUGCAACAUUCCCAGGCCGAGGAGGAGGCUCACCUCCUCGGCCAGCAAAGGGUUUUCUACGACAGGAACUGCCGUGGCUUCAAGCGCAAAGUCAUGAUCAAGAGGCACGACGUGGAGCAGGAACAGAUCCGAGAGGAGCUGAACAAGAAGAAAACCCAGAAAGAGAUGGAGCACGCCAUGCUGAUCCGCCAUGACGAGUCUAUGCAGGAGCUGGAGCACCGGCAGCUGAAGAACCUGCAGAAGCUGCGGAUGGACUUGAUCCGCCUGCAGCACCAGACGGAGCUGGAGAACCAGAUCGAGUACAACAACCGGCGGGAGCGUGAACUCCAUCGCAAACAUGUGCUGGAGCUCCGGCAGCAGCCCAAGAACCUCAAAGCUCUGGAGCUGCAGAUAAAGAAGCAGUUUCAGGACACAUGUAAGGUCCAGACCAAGCAGUACAAGGCCCUGCGCCACCACCAGAUGGAAAUUACGCCCAAGGCCGACCACAAGACAGUGCUCAAGGCCCUGAAGGAUGAGCAGACACGCAAGCUGGCCAUCCUGGCUGAGCAAUAUGAGCAGAGCAUCAAUGAGAUGAUGGCCUCACAGGCACUGCGUCUGGAUGAGGCCCAGGAAGCCGAGUGCCAGGCCCUGAGGCAGCAGCUGCAGCAGGAGAUGGAGCUGCUCAAUGCCUACCAGAGCAAGAUCAAGAUGCAGACCGAGGCCCAGCAUGAACGUGAGCUUCAGAAGUUGGAGCAGAAGGUGUCACUGCGCCGGGCCCACCUGGAACAAAAGAUUGAAGAGGAGCUGGUUUCCCUUCAGAAGGAGCGGACCGACCGGAUCAAACACCUGCUGGAGCGCCAGGAGAGGGAGAUCGACAGCUUCGACAUGGAGAGCAUGAGGCUGGGCUUUGGGAACCUUGGCACCCUGGACCUCCCAAAGGACGACUACAGAUGAGGGGCUGUCGUCGCUGCUGCUGCUGCCAUCAUCAUAAUCCCCUGGGCGUCUGUCGUCUGCCUCAAUACACCCCUCCCUCUUCCCUGACCUGACAGUGCAGGUGUUCACUGCUGCUGUUGACGCCCCCCAUUCAAACACACACAGACGCAAAAAAAAAAUACAACAUGGCUCCAGAAUAAGAUGGUUUCUGAGCCGGUCAAAGAGACGACAGCAGGUUUUAGUGCCCAAGAAAACCCACCUAAACUUCCUCCCCCUCCUUACCUCUUGGUGUAACAAGAUGACAAAAAAAUAUGCUGGAUCCUGUAGUUGUCAUGUUUUUGUAAGAAUAAUGAUAACGUAGUCACAGUGUUUCUCGUUUCUUGUGCAAUGACGACACUUUUGGUGUGACUAAAAGUGGAAGACGAGAGAAGGAGGGAGAGAAAAAUGAGGGCCAGUUCGAUGAGGAGCAAAAUAAGUGCUCUGCAAACAUGCAUAUUUUCAGAGGUGAUUCAUUUUUUUCCCUAGUUUGUUUUUAGGUGCAAAAAAUCUCUCAAAGCGAUAAAUCAAACAGCCAAGCCUUCCGCAGCCGAUGUUGGUCUGUGCUACUUCAACAAGUUUUUGGUAUUUAUUCAUCAGGACAUUUUUAUGACAAAUUUGAAUAAUUUGAUACUUUGAGAAACAAAUAUUACAUUAUACAUAGAGGUACGCUUCUGAUAAAUGUGACUCCUUCGGGUGAUUACCGAGGGGAGAGUGAAUCAUGGUACUCAAUAUGUGUAUCGUACUGAUUUCUCUGCACUGGCAGCCAAUGUGAAUAAUAAUAAUAGUACAUGUGAAAUCCAACUCCCAGCUAGCACAAAGGGCUUCAGGGGGGGCAGGGCUUGGGGGGAUUGUAAUUUGUGUAUAGAAGGAUUUAUGGAGAGCUUUUACUUAUUUUCGUAUCGUAUUUUAACUGUCACUGAAUCAAAAAGAAUUUUUAAAUGCGCUUAAACGCCAUCCUCAGUAUUUGAGGCUCAUUCAUCUUUCAAUGGGACUUUAAUUUGAUUUCCUUUCCUUUUUUUUUUGCUUCACACAACUCAAGCUGUGUAUUUUCUUAUAAACCAGACCAGUAUGAUGCUUUAUUAUUGCAUGCACUUUAAUUUCUUUUUUUCCAGGUUAAAGAAAGCAUGAUUCUGUCAGAGCUUUUAAUUAUAUUUGUAAAUAAAGUGCUCAUCACACAAA
Messenger RNA from Labrus mixtus (cuckoo wrasse), 4295 nucleotides. It is a transcript of the gene taok3a, whose product is annotated as TAO kinase 3a. Gene Ontology annotation, biological process: protein phosphorylation; execution phase of apoptosis. Gene Ontology annotation, molecular function: protein kinase activity; ATP binding. Lineage: Eukaryota; Metazoa; Chordata; Actinopteri; Labriformes; Labridae. The coding region runs from base 402 to 3098 and encodes 898 amino acids. The record is from RefSeq and is a predicted model, not a curated record. The transcript has 21 exons.